Molecule: messenger RNA, 555 nt
Organism: Psylliodes chrysocephalus
Lineage: Eukaryota; Metazoa; Arthropoda; Insecta; Coleoptera; Chrysomelidae
Source: the annotation of a GenBank genome assembly
AUGCUGUUAAUUGAACACAAUUUGCCGAUGAUUUUAAUGGAUCACCUUCCUAAGUUGUUAAUAUCAGCUGCCCCUGAUUCACAAAUUUUAAAAACUGUUACUUGCUUUAAAACCAAGACAACCAGUCUACUUAAAAAUUUCCAGGCAGAUAGUGAAAGAAGCAUUUCAUGUAUUUUAAAAGAAAAUAAAUUUUCUGUCAUAAUAGAUGAAACUACUGAUGUUUAUGUAAAGAAAUAUUUAGCUAUUCUUGUUAAAUACACCGAUUUAGAUCUACAAAAAGUUAGGGAUCGAUUGCUUGCUUUGGUUGAAGUCAAUGAUUUAACGGCAGAAGGAAUUUUAGAACAAAUUUUGGCAGUCAUUAAAAAUUUAUGUAUACCAAUACCAAAUCUAAUAGGAUUUGCAGCUGACAAUGCAGCCGUUAUGAUGGGCAAAUACAAUGGGGUGCAAGCUAAGUUGCGAGAAAUAAACCCCAAUAUUUUUGUCAUGGGCUGUAUCUGUCAUUCUCUACACUUAUGUGCAUCAGCUGCUGCUGAGAAAUUGCCGAAACAGAUUUAA